Molecule: messenger RNA, 657 nt
Organism: Striga hermonthica
Lineage: Eukaryota; Viridiplantae; Streptophyta; Magnoliopsida; Lamiales; Orobanchaceae
Source: the annotation of a GenBank genome assembly
AUGGCGGGUUACAGAGCAGAAGAUGACUACGACUAUCUCUUCAAAGUGGUUCUGAUAGGGGACUCCGGCGUGGGCAAAUCCAACUUGCUCUCGCGGUUCACCAGGAACGAGUUCAGCCUCGAGUCCAAAUCCACCAUUGGCGUUGAGUUUGCGACCAGGAGCUUGACCGUCGACGGGAAAGUCAUCAAGGCUCAGAUUUGGGACACCGCCGGCCAGGAGAGGUAUCGAGCCAUCACGAGCGCGUACUACCGCGGGGCCGUGGGCGCUCUCCUCGUGUACGACGUGACGAGGCACUCGACGUUCGAGAGCGUCGAGCGGUGGCUCAAAGAGCUGCGAGACCACACGGACCCGAGCACGGUUGUGAUGCUCGUCGGCAACAAAUCCGACCUCCGCCACCUCGUGGCUGUCUCGACUGACGACGGGACCUCUUUUGCCGAGCGCGAAUCGCUCUACUUCAUGGAGACCUCCGCUCUCGACUCCACGAACGUGGACAAUGCGUUUACCGAGGUUCUAACCCAAAUACACCACACUGUGAGCAGGAAGACGAUGGACACGGGAGCCAAUGAGGAUGCGCCAGGUGUCCCUUCCAAAGGCGAGAAGAUUGAUGUGACUAAGGACGUGUCGGAUAUGAAGAAAGGCGGCUGUUGUUCUUCGUGA